CGCCUUGUCGUCAAACUGUUUUGGGAUGUCGCUCCCAUUGCUUGCGAAAACUUUGCUACGCUAUGUGCAAACGGAUCCUCGCGACCAGUCCCUUUAGGGGAUUCUGGCAAGCCCCUCACAUACCGAGGUUCCAUAAUACACCGCAUCGUACCAGGCUUCAUUGCACAAGGUGGCGACUUUGUGAUGGGUAAUGGAAGUGGCGGCGAAUCUAUCUACAAUAAAAAGUUCAAGGACGAAAAGGCGGGUUUGAAUUUAAAACACAACCGUCGUGGUGUCUUGUCUAUGGGCAAUGCAGGGAAAAACUCCAAUUCGAGCCAAUUCUUUUUCACCUUUGCGCCUGCAUCUAUCUGUGAUGGAAAGCACGUUGUAUUUGGGAGGAUUGUAAGUGGUUGGCCGGUGUUGGAUGCAUUGGAGAAAAUUGAUACAUCUACUGAUGGCUGUCCUGAUAUUCAGGUCCUCGUCACCGAUUGCGGU
Molecule: messenger RNA, 474 nt
Organism: Phaeodactylum tricornutum CCAP 1055/1
Lineage: Eukaryota; Bacillariophyta; Bacillariophyceae; Surirellales; Neidiaceae
Exons: 2
Biological process (GO): protein peptidyl-prolyl isomerization
Molecular function (GO): peptidyl-prolyl cis-trans isomerase activity
Source: RefSeq, a predicted model, not a curated record